Talaromyces proteolyticus is the source of this 1840-nucleotide messenger RNA. RefSeq names its product putative NAD binding Rossmann fold oxidoreductase. Gene Ontology annotation, molecular function: nucleotide binding. Lineage: Eukaryota; Fungi; Ascomycota; Eurotiomycetes; Eurotiales; Trichocomaceae. The coding region runs from base 81 to 1718 and encodes 545 amino acids. The record is from RefSeq and is a predicted model, not a curated record. The transcript has a single exon.
CACGGAGUGACUGUGUUGAUUCCGACACUCUUCAUCUCUUGCCUUCACGAUAACCUCCGUAUCAAGUUGGCAUCGCAAACAUGGCCGAUCAUCAGCCAUCUGCAACCACAGCAACCACACCAGCCGGCAAGACCGCCGUCAGGGGCACCAAAAAGCUCAAAUUCCUCGUCAUCGGCGCCGGAUCCCGUGGGCACAGAUACUCCGAAGCCGUCACAGAGUCUACCUCCGCUGUAAUCCACGCUGUCGCCGAGCCUCGCCCCUACAACCGCCAGGAAUUCGGCGAGUCGUUUAUCUGGGGCGCGGGCGGUCGGCCAACCGAGGGCCAGGAGUUCUCUGACUGGAAGGACUGGCUGAAAUGGGAACAGGAGCGACGACAGAAGAUUGCACAAGGAGUUGCAAAUGUGCCGGAUGGUGUUGACGGUGUUUUUGUGUGCGUGUUGGAUGAGAUGCACGUUGAGGUGAUGUGUGCGAUUGCGCCGUUGAACCUGCACGUGCUUUGCGAGAAACCCCUCGCGACAUCCAUGAAGGACUGUCUUGCCAUCUAUCGCGCCUUUGUGCCGCAUGGCCAGGAGCAUGUGGCUCCGUCAAAAGUCUUCUCAAUCGGCCAUGUGAUGCGCUAUAGCCCGCACAAUAUGCGGCUGCGUCGCCUUCUGCUCACAGAUCGUGUCAUUGGCGAUAUUGUGUCUAUCGAGCAUACAGAGCCCGUCGGGUACUGGCACUUUUCCCACAGCUAUGUACGAGGGAACUGGCGACGGGAGACUGCCGAGGGUGUCGGGUCAUUGCUGACCAAGUGCAGCCACGACGUUGACUUUCUCAUCUGGCUGCUUUCAUCACCGCCACCAGGCGCACCUCGAGAUACACCCGCGCAUGCUCCACGCACAAUCUCGUCGUUUGGGUCUCUGACUCAGUUCAGGGGUAAGCGGAAACCAAAGGAAGCCGGCUCCGCGACGAACUGUGUGACAUGCCCCAUCGAGCGCAAAUGCAACUACAGCGCUGUCCGCAUCUACAGAGACAGACAGCUCGCCAAAGGCGACACCGAAUGGCCCGUCGACAUAGUCUGCCCCGACAUCGAAGACACAUUCAAGACAUCCGGUAUGGCGGCGGCCGAAAAGCAGCUGAUGGAAAAACUUUCCGAGGAUUACGACAAGAAAUCAACCCCGGACGAAAAGAUCGCGUCGCGGCCGUGGUUCGGCCGUUGCGUGUGGGAGUCUGACAAUAAUGUCUGCGAUGACCAGUUCGUCACGAUCACGUGGGAUGAUGACGAGAACGAAGCGACGAAGGAUUUCCCCUCUCGAAUCGCCAAGACAGCCUCGCUGCAUAUGAUUUCGCCGACGGAGAGACAGUGCGAGCGACGUGGGUGGGUGUAUGGUACAGAGGGGGAGAUUGAGUAUGAUAGUCGCACGAUCAAGAUCUUCUCGUUCGCGACGCAGGAGUUUACAACAAUCGAGAUCCCCAAGGCGGCGAAUCCUAGGGAGGAGAUUGGACAUGGAGGAGGAGACUGGGGUUUGGCGCGUAUGUAUGUUGGCGCGAUUGAUGCAGUUGAGAAUGAAGGGUGGGAUGUUCGCGAUGCACAAAAUCACUUUAUUGGGUGUACCCUGGAAGAGGCUGUUAGAAGCCAUGCGCUUGUGUUUGCAGCGGAAGAGGCACGGAGGGAGGAGAAGGUGAUCAAGUGGCAGCAGUGGUGGGAUGAGAAGAUGAAGUCUCAUAUUGCAGUUUAAUUUCCAAAGGGAUGAGUGAUACAGUUAGUUACAUGUAUUAAAUGCGAUUCCCAUGGCUGUUUUUGAAUUUCAUAAACAUAUAUAGACUUCAUUGCAUACUAUUUGAUUCGUUCCAUGUCCAU